Molecule: messenger RNA, 1501 nt
Organism: Mus caroli (Ryukyu mouse)
Lineage: Eukaryota; Metazoa; Chordata; Mammalia; Rodentia; Muridae
Gene: Cpb1
Product: carboxypeptidase B1
Biological process (GO): proteolysis
Molecular function (GO): zinc ion binding; metallocarboxypeptidase activity
Source: RefSeq, a predicted model, not a curated record
UGGAGAAGAACAGAAAGAACACUCCGGGCUAUAAAAGCAAGACGAACCCAGGUUGCCCAGUAAUUCAGACAGGCACCAUGUUGCUGCUACUGGCCCUGGUGAGUGUGGCCCUGGCUCAUGCUUCUGAGGAGAACUUUGAUGGCAACCGGGUGUUCCGUGUCAGUGUACCUGAUGAAGAUCACGUCAACUUAAUUCAGGAACUAGCCAACACCAAACAGAUUGAUUUCUGGAAACCAGAUUCUGCUACACAAGUGAAACCUCUUACUACAGUUGACUUUCAUGUUAAAGCAGAAGAUGUUGUUGAUGUGGAGAACUUUCUAGAGGAGAAUGAAGUUCACUAUGAGGUAUUGAUAAGCAACGUGAAACAUGUUCUGGAAUCCCAGUUUGAUAGCCACACCCGUGCAAGUGGACACAGCUACACCAAGUACAACAACUGGGAAACGAUAGAGGCAUGGAUUCAACAAGUUGCCACUGAUAAUCCAGACCUUGUUUCUCAGAGAGUCAUUGGAACCACAUUUGAAGGACGUAACAUGUAUGUUCUCAAGAUUGGCAAAGAUAGACCAAAUAAGCCUGCCUUCUUCAUCGACUGUGGUUUCCACGCAAGAGAGUGGAUUUCUCCUGCAUUCUGUCAGUGGUUUGUGAGAGAGGCUGUCCGUACCUAUAACCAAGAGAUCCACAUGAAACGGCUUCUUGACGAACUGGACUUUUAUGUUCUGCCUGUGGUCAACAUUGAUGGCUAUGUCUACACAUGGGCUAAGGACCGAAUGUGGAGAAAAACCCGCUCUACUAUGGCUGGAAGUUCCUGCUUUGGUGUAGACCCCAACAGAAAUUUUGAUGCUGGCUGGUGUGAAGUGGGAGCUUCUCGGAGUCCCUGCUCUGACACUUACUGUGGACCAACUCCAGAGUCAGAAAAAGAGACAAAGGCCCUGGCAGAUUUCAUCCGCCAGAACCUCUCCUCCAUCAAGGCCUAUCUGACAGUACACUCAUACUCACAGAUGAUGCUCUAUCCUUACUCCUAUGACUAUAAGCUGCCUGAGAACUAUGAGGAACUGAAUGCCCUGGUGAAAGGUGCAGCAAAGGAGCUUUCCACUCUGCAUGGCACCAAGUACACAUAUGGCCCAGGAGCUACAACGAUCUAUCCUGCUGCUGGGGGAUCUGACGACUGGGCUUACGAUCAGGGAAUCAAAUAUUCUUUUACCUUUGAACUCAGGGAUAAAGGCUUCUUUGGCUUUCUGCUUCCUGAGUCUCAGAUCCGCCAAACCUGUGAGGAGACAAUGCUUGCAGUCAAGUACAUUGCCAAUUAUGUCCUAGAGCAUCCAUAUUAGUGAAGAAUCUGGACUGCCUUAUUUCGAAAUUCUUUCUGUUCAUUUCUUGUCUGAUUUGACUUUGUUUGUUUGUUUGGAGGUUUGCAGAUUCUAAUCUUUCUCUUAAUUUUCUUGCUGUAUUGACCAAUUGGACCCCUGAAAACAUCUUAAUAAAAUCCUGUCAUUAUUGGAAAACA